Molecule: messenger RNA, 4595 nt
Organism: Vitis riparia (riverbank grape)
Lineage: Eukaryota; Viridiplantae; Streptophyta; Magnoliopsida; Vitales; Vitaceae
Biological process (GO): positive regulation of transcription by RNA polymerase II
Cellular component (GO): nucleus
Molecular function (GO): ATP hydrolysis activity; histone binding; chromatin binding
Source: RefSeq, a predicted model, not a curated record
UAUUUGCAGGUUUAUUUUGCUGGUUUGGGAUGCUUGAAGAAUGUUAGGGCCGCACUCUGCAGAGGAAGAGCAUUGAAAUGCAGUCGCUGUGGGAGGCCAGGUGCAACUAUUGGAUGUCGUGUUGAUCGGUGCCCAAAAACUUACCACUUGCCUUGUGCACGAGCUAAUGGUUGCAUUUUUGAUCAUCGCAAAUUUCUUAUAGCCUGCACAGAUCAUCGGCAUCUCUUCCAACCUCAUGGCAAUCAAUAUUUGCAACAGAUAAAGAAAAUGAAAGCAAAGAAAAUGAAAUUGGAAAUAAGGAAGGUGUCAAAUGAUGCUUGCCGGAAAGAUCUUGAAGCAGAAGAAAAGUGGUUGGAACACUGUGGUGAGGAUGAAGAGUUCUUGAAACGGGAGAGCAAGAGGCUCCAUCGAGAUAUAUUGAGAAUUGCACCUGUGUAUAUUGGAGGCCCGGGCUCUGAAGGUGAGAAACUAUUUCAGGGUUGGGAGUCUGUUGCUGUUCAAGAUGUCAUCCGGUGCUUGAAGGAGGUUGUCAUCUUACCCUUACUGUAUCCUGAGUUCUUUAAUAAUCUGGGGCUUACGCCUCCUAGAGGUGUUCUUUUGCAUGGUUACCCUGGAACGGGCAAAACUCUGGUAGUGCGGGCAUUAAUUGGAUCAUGUGCUCGUGGUGAUAAGAGGAUAGCAUACUUCGCACGGAAAGGUGCAGAUUGUUUAGGAAAGUAUGUUGGUGAUGCUGAGCGCCAGCUGAGACUCUUGUUUCAGGUUGCUGAGAGAUCUCAACCUUCUAUCAUAUUCUUUGAUGAGAUAGAUGGAUUGGCACCUUGUCGUACAAGGCAGCAAGAUCAGACACAUAGUUCAGUUGUGUCCACUUUGCUUGCUCUAUUGGAUGGUUUAAAAUCUCGAGGUUCAGUUGUAGUAAUCGGUGCAACAAAUCGUCCUGAGGCUAUUGAUCCAGCUUUAAGACGGCCUGGAAGAUUUGAUAGGGAGAUCUAUUUUCCUCUGCCAUCAGUCAAGGAUAGAAUUUCUAUUCUCUCACUGCACACACAAAGAUGGCCGAAACCAGUUACCGGACCCUUGCUUAAUUGGAUUGCAAGAAAAACUGCAGGCUUUGCUGGGGCUGAUCUGCAGGCUCUUUGUACUCAAGCAGCCAUUAUUGCUUUGAAGAGGAACUGCCCCUUUCAAGAACUUGUGUCUCAUGCUGGAGAGAAAGCUCCUGAUGGUAAUCGCUAUCCCCUUCCCUCCUUUGCAGUGGAGGAGAGGGAUUGGUUGGAGGCUCUUUCAUGUGCUCCACCCCCCUGCUCUCGUAGAGAAGCAGGUAUGUCUGCAAAUGAAGUAGUAUCCUCUCCACUUCCCACCCAUCUUAUAUCUUGUCUACUUCGACCACUAUCCAGCCUGCUUGUUUCCCUGUAUCUUGAUGAAUGCCUCUAUUUACCUCCUCUUCUUUACAAAGCUGCAAAAAUGAUUAAAAAUGUCAUUGUUGGUGCUUUGAGGAAGAAGAAAAUGCCUAAUGAUCAUUGGUGGGCCCAAGUUAAUGAUUUGCUUCAAAAGGCAGAUGUUAUAAAGGAGAUAGAAAGGAACCUGUCAUGUCUUGGCAUUUUAAUUGGAGAGGCUGGUUUUCCAUUUUCUGAUGCUUUAAAUGAUGAUACUGAUGAAGACAGGGUGAGGUUUGACCCUUCGAGGGCAUACCACAAUGGAAUUCACACUACUUUGUUGCAAAAUAUUUCGUAUACAUCAGGAAAGAAAUCAGGAUUUCGCAUAUUGGUUGCUGGGAGUCCCCGGUCAGGCCAGAGGCAUCUUGCUUCUUGUAUUCUCCACUGUUUUGUUGGGAAUGUUGAAAUUCAAAAGGUUGAUUUGGCUACAAUUUCACAGGAAGGACGCGGAGAUGUACUAGAAGGGCUAACAAGAAUAUUGAUGAAAUGCACUAGUGUGGGUUCAUGCAUGCUAUUCUUGCCUAGAAUUGAUUUGUGGGCUAUAGAGACAUCUGAUCAAGAUGAUGAAGAGUGUUCCUCUUCAACAAACCAUCAAUCAUCUGAGGAAGAAUUCUGUAUAACAAACAGUCAAGUUGUUGAAAAGGAAAAUGUAUCCGGUCCAAGGGCAUGCAAAUCUGCUGAGACAGGAGUGCCUGAAGAUGUUUUGCAGAGAGCUUCACAUGCAUGGAGGUCGUUUAUUGAGCAGGUGGAUUCCAUGUGUGUGUCCACGUCUUUGAUGAUUCUGGCUACUUCAGAUGUGCCAUAUGCAGCAUUGCCUAAAAGAAUAAGGGAGUUUUUCAAGACUGAUAUAUUGAACUACAGUUGUUCAGCUUCUUCGGAACACACUGUACCCCAAUUCUCUGUGCAGGUUGAUGGGAACUUCAAUCGUGAUACGUUGAUUGAUUCAUCAGCAACAGAAUUGUCGAGGGAUUUGGUUCAGCAGUUUGUUCAGUUGAUUCAUCAUAGAACUCACAUUCUUACAAGUGUUUUCGAGGAGUACAAAGCUUGUGAUACAGGUCAAGGUAAUAAAGAUAUGGUAUAUCAUGGUGCAGAUCAUGUACUGGUCAAUGAAGGUGAGGAUAGAGCUCAGUGUCCUGAAGAAUCUGUUGCAAAGGUCCCAUCUCCACCAAACAGUAGAACUGUGAAAGGGAAAUCAAACCUGUUAUUAGCAAUAUCUACAUUUGGCUAUCAAAUGCUUCGAUAUCCUCAUUUUGCUGAACUUUGUUGGGUCACAUCCAAACUCAAAGAUGGUCCCUGUGCAGACAUAAAUGGACCAUGGAAAGGCUGGCCAUUCAAUUCUUGUAUUAUUCGUCCUAGUAACUCAUUAGAAAAGGUAGCUGUCGCUUGUACCAGCAAUACUAAAAGCAAAGAAAAAUUUGGUCUAGUUAGGGGCCUAGUUGCCGUUGGUUUAUCAGCAUACAGAGGUGCAUAUGUAUCACUUAGAGAAGUUUCCCUUGAGGUUCGAAAGGUUCUGGAGCUCCUGGUCGAUCAAAUUAAUGCUAAAAUUCAAUCUGGAAAAGAUAGAUAUGAAUUUGGUCGUAUUUUGUCACAAGUGGCUUGCUUGGAAGAUAUGGUCAAUAGCUGGGUAUACACACUACAGAGUUUAGAGGUGGACGGUCAAAUGACAGUGGUAAACCCUAAGCCUGGUACUGUAGGAUCUUCAAGCUAUGCAUGGGAUGAUGUGGAUAAUCUAAUCGAAAGCAAGGAAUGUGGACCAAAUGUUUCUAACAGAAGCUCACAUGAAGGAGAAGUACCAGAAGAAAGGCCUGAAGGAUUUACUUCUGAAAAUACUGGAUGUGUUAAUUUGCACAAAGGAGAUGUCAAUUCUGGUGAUCCUAAUCUGAAGGAGGGAGUUCCAAUCUCAGAAAAGUCUCCACUUCAAACAGCCUUCUUGACUGAUUCUGCCCCUGUCGAACAAUUUCAGAGUUCUUUGGCUGCCAACUUUUUGGAUGGUAAAGUUCCAAACAUGCAUGAUGGGACUUCUAAAUCAUUCAAGUCAGAAAAUUCUGUGAAGUGUAUGGUGAAUAAGGGAGAUUCUGGACUCUGGAGACAGUCUAAUGGAUUUGCAUUCGUGGAACCCGUGGUCCAUUCUGAAGAUUCCCUAUGUAGUGCAGGUGAAUUGAGUGGCCUUAAGUCGUCUAGCUGUGGAAAGUUUUGCAACCAGUUCAAUGGUUUAUCCAUGGCGGAGACUGAUAUUCCACCUCCAGAUGGUAAGUCUAUCCCUGAUGAGCCUAUUGUCAAUGUCAACGUCUCUUCAAUCAAAACUACAAAUAUUGCAGCUGAUUCAGGGGUCAUUUGUUUGUAUCGUUGUUGUGCUGAAUGCCUGUAUACCCUCCAUAGUUUGAUGCAGAAAAUUCUCAUUCGUGAAUGGGAAGUGAAUGGGACCUAUCGGACGGUAGAGGAUGUUCAUGAUGUUGUUGCAUCAUUAUCUGUUGAUCUUCUUUCAGCAGUUAGAAAAAAUUAUGCUGCUGAAAGUUUCGGCAAUUUAUUUGACAAAAAGACGAGACAAGAAAAUCAUGGCAAAUUGUCUGAAUGUCAGGAAAUGAGCAUAUGUCAGUGUAAAAAUUCCGGAAAUAGGUUAGUAAUGCCAAUUGAAUGUAGUUGUCACUCAUUAAACAAGAGUUUGUCUGCAAAAGCAAAUCCUUCUCGCCAGCUUGAUUUAAAAUUCAUCUACAGAGAUGGUGUACUGGUCCCUAUAGAUCUUGACAAGGAUGUUUCUUUUCACUGUAAAUUCGAGACUUUGUGCCUUUGUUCUCUUAUAGAGUGGAUAGUAAUGACCAAGCAACCUUUUGAUUGAUAUGAUGUUGUCACAGCUUGGGUUGGUCUUUGCCUUGGCAAUAUUUGGUUAUCAUUGCGGAAUUUAGGUGUGGAACUUCCCUUGAGAGAUGUAAAAAAUCACAAUUUUGUCGAGUUUCAGUUCAAUCCAGUUCCUCCUCUUCUUACAUGAGCAGCAAUUUAAGGGCAUUGCUUUAUUUUUCCUUUUCUUGCUACACAGUCCUCCAAAGCUUUUGACUCUCUGGGUCGAAAUCUGCACCUUGUAAGUACCAUUUGGGGUUUUUCCUUUGGUUGAUUUUAUUGGAACUAUAUAUAAAUAUUUACUGGCUUCAUAUGUUAAAUGCCUUCGUUAAA